AAAAAACAACAUUCGAUAUCCUCAUUCCAUGAAAGUUAGUAGGUCUAUCGCUGGUAUCUUCUCGUGCAAAUAAUAAAUAUCGGAAUACAUGAUAAAUCAUCUUUAUCAUUCAAUAGUAAAUCAUUAAUUGAUUUCUAAUUAAAAAAUGAACAAAAUUUUUAACAUUUUAUUUAUUAUUUUGAAAUUAAUAAUUUAUGUUUAUUCUCAGCAAGAAGAAGGAAGUGAAUGUAUGUUAGAAGAUGGUCAAUUUGGAAUUUGCAAAAGAAUAUCUGAUUGUUCAAUACGAUUAGAAGAAGCUAGACAAGGAAGAAGAUCAUCACUUUCAUCUCGAUGUGGAUUUGAUGGAUUUAUGGAAAUUGUUUGUUGUCCUGUGCCAGUUAAAGAGAAGAUAAAUAUUCGAACAGCAGACUUGGUUUGUCAAGAAUAUGAAAAUGAAGUCUACUAUCCAAACAAAGAGACCGUAAAUUAUCAUGUUUUAGCUGGAAUCGAAGCCGAAUCUGAAGAAUUCCCGUACAUGGUAGCGUUGGGAUAUAACGAUAGUAACAACGAAAGCGGAAAUCAAUAUAGAUAUUCUUGUGGAGGAACUUUAAUAUCUUCUAAAUUCGUUUUAACUGCUGCUCAUUGCGUCAGUAAUAUCAAUGAAGAUGUUCCUGUUGUGGCCAGAAUGGGUUCUAUAGAAUUGGAUUCAGAAUCAGAUACUGUUCAAUUAGUUCGAAUAAGUAAAGUAAUUCCACAUCCAGAUUAUAGGCGAAAUGAAUAUUAUAAUGACAUUGCACUCUUGAAAUUAUCAUCACCAGUAAAAUGGACAAAAACUGUAAAGCCGAUUUGUCUUCAAACAAAAUCCAUUAAUGAAGAAAAACCACCCAAAAAUGCACACUUUAUUGUCGCUGGCUGGGGUGCUACUGAUAUUUAUGAAGAUUCUUCCAAUAAAUUGAUGAAAACUCCAGAUUUAAUAUUGGUACCCAGAAGUAAAUGUUCUACAUCUUAUGCUGGGUUUAGACAAUUACCCAAUGGUUUAGCUGACAAUGUAAUAUGUGCUAUUGAUGGAAAUACGACAAGAAGAGCAGAUGCAUGUCAAGGUGAUUCUGGAGGUCCUCUUCUGAUGCUUGCUGGUUUAGCAGAUAGUAUUAUUGGAGUUAUUUCUUUCGGACAAAGUUGUGGUAGUCCAGUUCCUGCAAUUUAUACUUCCGUGUAUUCUUUUGUUGAUUGGAUUGAACCAAUCGUUUGGCCGGAUCGGGUCAUUCGAAAAUAAAUUGAUUUAUUCAUUUA
Messenger RNA from Chelonus insularis, 1269 nucleotides. RefSeq names its product serine protease persephone-like. Gene Ontology annotation, molecular function: serine-type endopeptidase activity. Bases 146 to 1252 code for a protein of 368 amino acids. The record is from RefSeq and is a predicted model, not a curated record. The transcript is spliced from 5 exons. Gene Ontology annotation, biological process: proteolysis. NCBI's taxonomy places the organism in Eukaryota, Metazoa, Arthropoda, Insecta, Hymenoptera, Braconidae.